UCCACCCUUUUCCGUUUCCCUCCACGGCGCGCCCCUCUUCCCUCCCCCAUUUUCAGAUCCGAAAUCCAAAUCUCCGCCCUUUAUCUCUCCUCCCCCCUCCGACCCACCACCACCUCAUCCAUUCCCCUCCUCCCUCCCUCCCCUCCCCCUUCCCGCCGCCGCCUCCCACUCCAAACCCCUGCCGUUGGCCACCGAUCGAUUGAUCCAGUGCUCUGCUCUGGUGGUUGCCCGUAGGAUCCUCCCGGCAGCAGAGAUCUGUGGCUGCGUAUCGGGCCGGGCACCAAACCCCUAAACCCCCGAUCCGCGACGAGGAGCGGGUGCGGUGGCCGGAGCCGCGGAUCGCCGGAGCUGAGAGGGGGCGCCUGUCGCAGAUCUGCCGAUCCUGGCGCCGGACAUGAGCUCCUCGGUCGAGAAGGGGAGCGGAUCGCUGGAUCCCGGCGAGCGCCCGGCCGCCGGCAGCCAGCCCAAGGCAUGCACCGCCUGCAACACCACCAAGACGCCGCUCUGGCGCGGCGGACCCUCCGGCCCCAUGUCGCUGUGCAACGCGUGCGGGAUCCGGUACAGGAAGAAGCGGAGGGAGGCGAUGGGCCUCGAGGACCCUCCCAAGAAGAGGCAGCCGGCGGCCGCCGCCGCGCCCGCGGCGUGCUCGGAGGCCGGCGGCGAGAGCGCGGAUCCGGAGCAGCAGCAGCCGCAGCAGGCCAAGAAGAAGACGACGACGACCAAGAGGGGGCGCGAGGUGGAGCUCCGCGUGGUGGGGUUCGGCAAGGAGGUGGUGCUGAAGCAGCGGCGGCGGAUGCGGCGCAGGCCGCGGCUGGGCGAGGAGGAGAAGGCGGCCAUCCUCCUCAUGGCCCUCUCCUCCGGCGUCAUCUACGGCUGACCCAGCCCCACCUAGCUAGCUAGCAGCAGCAAGCGGAGAGAGGAGAAGAGAAGAGAGAUGAGAGGAGAUCCAGAGUGUGAGUGAUUUGCUCGCUUGCUGCUGCUUGCCUAGCAAUCAAGCAAGCAUGCAGGCAGAGAUGUUGCGGCGUCUCUGCCUGCUCCCCCUUGUUCUUUCCUGCUAGUUUUUCCGGCUGAUUAGUUGUUGAAUAACGAAUGAAUGAACGAUGAUGAUGCAGCUGCAGCAGCUGCUGCUGCUGUUCUUCGCGCCAGCUUUAGCGGCUUUGUUCUUUCUUCUUGCCUAGUAGCAGCUGUGAUGUUACCAAGUAGUAGUAGUAGUAGUAGUAGCGGUUAUCCUAGUAGUAGUGGUAGUGUGUAACAUCUCAGUGUAAGAAUUGAGAGAGAGCUUUAUGAAUGAUGAACCAUCUUUGUGGCUCCA
Triticum urartu is the source of this 1312-nucleotide messenger RNA. RefSeq names its product GATA transcription factor 15. Gene Ontology annotation, biological process: regulation of DNA-templated transcription. The record is from RefSeq and is a predicted model, not a curated record. Gene Ontology annotation, molecular function: zinc ion binding; sequence-specific DNA binding. Lineage: Eukaryota; Viridiplantae; Streptophyta; Magnoliopsida; Poales; Poaceae.